Messenger RNA from Angiostrongylus costaricensis, 492 nucleotides. Lineage: Eukaryota; Metazoa; Nematoda; Chromadorea; Rhabditida; Metastrongylidae. The record is from the annotation of a GenBank genome assembly.
AUGACGAUCUUUACCUACAAUUCACGUACACUUGCAUCCGAGUCCUCGAUAGAAGACUUAUUCACGCAAGCAAGAAGGAUAAGGCACGACGUCAUCAGCCUGGUCGAGACGAGAAUACGUCAGCCUUUCAAAGCCGUCUAUGAGACCGGAGAAGAGCUGUUCCUCGGAACAUGCGACAGUAGAAGAGUCGACGGCGUCGGCGUUCUUGUCAACACGAGUUUGUCCAUGAGCAUCGAUUCAUUCGAGCAUCUUACAACCCAAAUAAGAUGUUUACGAUUAAAAGAUGUGGAUCACUACCAGCUUAGACAAUCAUCGUCGCUUACGCGCCGACAUCAAACUAUGACGAAGAAAAAGCCGAAGCGUUCUAUAUGGGCGUGGAGAAGUUCAACAGAGAAGACCCCACAUUCUUCGAGGUCAUCAUUACAGAUUUCAACGCUAAAAUUGGAACAACAAGAACGCCUGAAAGACGUUAGAUUGGGACCGACCGAUUAG